Lineus longissimus is the source of this 1230-nucleotide messenger RNA. RefSeq names its product Fanconi anemia core complex-associated protein 24-like. The coding region runs from base 644 to 1201 and encodes 185 amino acids. The record is from RefSeq and is a predicted model, not a curated record. Gene Ontology annotation, molecular function: chromatin binding. Gene Ontology annotation, cellular component: Fanconi anaemia nuclear complex. Lineage: Eukaryota; Metazoa; Nemertea; Pilidiophora; Heteronemertea; Lineidae. Gene Ontology annotation, biological process: interstrand cross-link repair. The transcript has 4 exons.
UGGUCCCCAGUCUUAAAUUGGUCCCCUGUCUCUCACAACCCAUAAAGGUAGGGUGCCUAUAUCUUGUGAAGCAGGAGCCAAUGCCUACGGUUUUUCACAGCCGCUUGCUGGUGUAGCAGGUUGAUGGACCAGUGCAUCUAUCUUUAACACCUUGCGGCUGGUGUAGCAGGAGGAAUUACGUCACCUGUCUUUCUAAACUUGGUUCCCCCGUCUCUAAAGCCCGUGGCUGAAGCAGGAGGCAUAUAUAGUGCACGGGACGGUCUUUCACAACCGCUGCUCUUCUGUCUUACAUGUACAACUUGUGACUGGUGUAUCAGGAAGAAUUGUCCCGUCUUUUUCAACUUGGUUGGUGUAUCAGGAAGAAUUGUCGCCUGUCCUUCACAACCUGCGACUGGUGUAACGGGAGAAAUAGUCCCCCGUCUUUUUAAGUGUACAACUUGUGACUGGUGUAUCAGGAAGAUUUGUCCCCUUUACAACCGAUCGACUGGUGUAACAGGAGGAAUAGUCCUGUUUCAGAACUUGUGACUGGUUUACCAAGAGGAAUAGCGACCCGUCUCUCUAUAAGCUGUAGUGGCUGGUGAAGCAGGUGGUAUAGUCUUAGGCUCUACUCCACCAGUCCUGAACGUAGCCUCCAGUAGCCAAAAUGAAGAUCAUGUACAAUGAAGACGAAGGCAGCGUUGUUGAUUUCUAUCCAAGUCAUGACACCGGUGUUGUGAUUGUGUCGGAAGCUGACCAGGUGGCUGGCAACGCUUACAAAAGAAAACUAGCAAAAUUAAGAAAGACACAACCUGUCCAAGGGAUUGUGAUAGCAGAGAGGACAAAGACCAGUGCCCAGUAUUUCAGUGGCUUACAGGACUUCACUGUUCUUGAACUUGGCCUCAAAGUGAUACCUGUAGAAUCGAUGGUUGAGGCCGCAAAUCUCAUCAUUCAGAUAGCGCAUGUGGAGCAUAAGUCAACAGGAUCCAGUCCCAAUCCGUUUAGAAUCAAGAGGAAAGGACCUACCAUUGAUUCUUCCUUGCUAGCAACAGUUCAGCUGAUACCUGGACUAGGUGCAGUCAAGGCAAAAUUACUUCUAGGCAAGUUUAAAAGUCUGAAGGAAAUAGUUGCUGCUUCUGAAAAGGACUUAUCAGAAUGUGUCGGAAAAUCUACUGCCGUUUCCGUCAGGUCAUUUUUGCUAAAGGUGCCGGCGUCAAAGCGAUGAUACCGAUCCCUUUGGCUCACUUGGGAAUA